UUUUCACCCACUUCCACGGCACAACUACACAGCACGUUGGCCGGAGAGGGGGGAAAUAUUGGUCCACGACGAUUCUUUUCUGUCAUAGCGGCUGUGGAAACUCAUAUCUGUGGUUGGACUGUCAGUCGUUCGGUCAGUUUGCCCUUUCAGCCUCCUUCCAACAACUUCACAUCUUCUUCUUCGAACAACGACAGGGGUUCAUGAUCACCAGGAAGCUCCUCACUUUUCUUUAACUGGAUUAACUCGCGAGACACUUUUUUUCUUUUUCUUAUUUCUUCCUUUAAAUCGGAGGUAUUUCUCUCUGUCAGAAUGUUGUGGAAAUUAGCCGACAACGUCAAGUAUGAAGAUGACUGCGAGGAAAGGCAUGACGGCAACAGCAAUGGGAACCCCCGGCUGCCCCACCUGCCAGCGGUCAGCCAGCACCUAUACAGCCCGUCUCCCUCCCUCUCACACUCGGCCAGUUCGGACUUCCAGCCCCCGUACUUCCCACCCCCUUACCAGCCCAUCUCCUACCCGCAGUCCAGUGACCCCUACUCUCACCUCGGCGACCCCUUUAACAUCAACUCCUUACAUCAGUCUCAGACGUCGAACCAGCAGCAGCCAUGGCCCGGAAGGCAGGGCCAGGAUGGGCUUGGAGCUCACGCGAGGAGCGGACUGGCGAGUCAGAUUUUGGGCCUGGAUGGAGGCUCGUCCGGGGUGAGGAGGGAAGGGUUCCGCCGGCCGGAGCUGCUGCCCCCGCACGCGCACAGCAUCGAGUCCAUUGGUGAUAACAUGGGGAUGCACGACAUGGGACACGGGUUGGAUGAUGUUCAACAUGUAGAUGACCACAGUAUUAUUAUGGCAGAUCAGACAGUCAUCAAAAAAGUAUUAGGACUACGUGGUGGCAGGAACCUUGAUCGCAUACAGAGGACUUAUUAUCAGGGGGGCAUUCUUGCGGGUCCCGUCACUCUACCUAAAGGCAACGCGCUAGGUCUUCCUUUCCAGAAGGAAUCCCUGCUAGGCAUGGUGUCAAACCCAACAGAGGUGUUCUGCUCCGUGCCGGGCCGUCUCUCCUUGCUGAGCUCCACAUCCAAGUACAAGGUUACAGUAGCUGAGGUCCAGAGACGCCUGUCGCCCCCUGAGUGCCUGAAUGCAUCACUCCUGGGAGGAGUUUUACGCAGAGCCAAGUCAAAAAACGGAGGCCGUUCUCUGAGAGAAAAGCUGGAUAAGAUAGGGCUCAACCUGCCUGCCGGAAGAAGGAAGGCGGCCAACGUAACUCUACUUACCUCACUAGUCGAAGGUGAAGCAGUUCAUUUAGCAAGAGACUUUGGGUACGUGUGUGAGACAGAAUUCCCUGCAAAGGCAAUCGCUGAAUACCUGGGCAGGCCGCAUGUGGAACGCAACGAAGUUAACUCGCGCAAGAACAUGCUCCUAGCUGCCAAGCAAAUCUGCAAAGAGUUCACUGACCUGCUCACUCAGGAUCGCUCACCUCUGGGAAACUCUCGUCCGGCCCCCAUCAUGGAACCAGGAAUCCAAGGCUGCCUCACCCACUUCAGCCUCAUCACUCACGGCUUCGGCUCUCCCGCCAUCUGCGCCGCCAUGACCUCUCUGCAGAACUACCUGAACGAGGCGCUCAAACAAGUGGACAAGAUGUACCUGAGCUCCGGUAGCGACACCCAGGGGUCCUCAGACAGUGGGAGCAAAUCUACCGACAAAAUGGACAAGCACAGGAAAUGAGAAAGGAGAAUCCUUAUGAACUUGAGAACCCUCCCUGAGUCCCUAGAUCUUGCCGCCCUGUCUGCCCUUCUUUGGACAUUUUUUUAAAAUUGAUUGUUAAGUAUUGUCAUGUUUGAGAGCAGAAUUUGUGAGCGUGUGUGUAUGUGUGUGUUCUCGCACUGUUGAAUUUCUAUCAUUUUUUUGAGAUGUCAGUAAAUUCUACGAACUUGUCACAGUUUGCUGCAACUCCAGCCGAUGCUGAAGGCCUGUGUCCUGGUCCUAAUGGGAGCCCACCUUCUUUAGGGCGUAUUACACACCGUAUCAUACUCAGACCACUAUGCAGUUCCACGCAGUUGCCAAUGUGCUGAAGCUACAACCAUGGGACCUGCUCUUUGUUGACAGGAGGAGCAAAAAGAACAAAGUGCAUACUGUUUUUUGUCUCCCCAGAGGACAUCAUUUCAAGAUGAGUUGCUGUGGCUGUGAAUUCCUCCCAGCUUCCUCCCCCCUCCUGCUCUGUCUGGAGGCAAAUCCACUGAUUUCCUGUGUCUCAAUGGACUUGCAAAGGACAAUUUUUAUAUGAGAAAGAGAGAGAAGAAAAUCCACUCCGUUUUUUUUUUUGUUUUGUGCUCGAUUUGUACAACCACUUCAAAAUGGUUCCAGUGUUAUUGUGCUUUGUUCACAAGAGAUGAUUUGAAUCUUAUGUAGGCCUGAAUGAGAAAAAGACGAGUUUUGGUUUGUCGGUCUGUGUUCGGUCAGAAACCAGAGACUUUAAAGCCUCUCCAGUGUUCAUGUGGAUACCAGGCAUAGCAAUGCUUCCAUUGUUACUCUUUUUAAGCAGAAACUUGUUACUUUUGUCACCACUUUAGGUAUUCUUCAUUCUUAGUAUUUAAAAAAACCUGAGUUACCACCAACCUACCACCCAGUUCAGUCCUGUCUGAGUGUAUGUAUGUUGUGAGAGUGUGUGUAAUUGUACAUAUUUCUUUCUUUAAAAAUGUUUUUAAUUAGACAUUAAAUUCCAAACAUAGAAUUUUA
Molecule: messenger RNA, 2727 nt
Organism: Notolabrus celidotus (New Zealand spotty)
Lineage: Eukaryota; Metazoa; Chordata; Actinopteri; Labriformes; Labridae
Gene: tfap2c
Product: transcription factor AP-2 gamma (activating enhancer binding protein 2 gamma)
Exons: 8
Coding region: 310-1716 (468 amino acids)
Biological process (GO): anatomical structure development; regulation of transcription by RNA polymerase II; regulation of cell population proliferation
Cellular component (GO): nucleus
Molecular function (GO): RNA polymerase II transcription regulatory region sequence-specific DNA binding; DNA-binding transcription factor activity, RNA polymerase II-specific
Source: RefSeq, a predicted model, not a curated record